Molecule: messenger RNA, 2808 nt
Organism: Syngnathus acus (greater pipefish)
Lineage: Eukaryota; Metazoa; Chordata; Actinopteri; Syngnathiformes; Syngnathidae
Gene: trim8a
Product: tripartite motif containing 8a
Exons: 8
Coding region: 491-2131 (546 amino acids)
Source: RefSeq, a predicted model, not a curated record
ACUCUGACGGGUCACAUUAGCAAGAGGGGCCGGUCGGUCUGCGUGGACGCACAGAGCUCCCAUUACAACGACUUUUUUUUUUUUUUUCUCCCAUCGGGCUUUUCGUGUUCUUUGAUGGUUAGUUGACGAUCCAACGCAACAGUUAAGCGCCGUAGAGGAAUACAACGGGAUUUGUUCGGAAACAGAUCAAACAAAAGGGAAAGGCUGCUGCUAGUUCGCUUUGGUGGGCGAGCUGCUGAAAUCUUGCCAGCGGGGCAGAUCGGCUCUCAUCGCGGGGCUUGGACGACGUAGAAGCCGUGAAGGUGCGCUGGAGUGUGCGGAGGACAUGGAAAGCUGAUAGUUGUUGUUUUGAAAGUGCUUUGUGAUGCUGUGUCCUUUAAACAGGGGCGGAGCUACGUGGUGGCCAGAGGCCACUACUUGUCACUGACGUGAGCGUUUCAAUUACUGGAUCCUCAUUCUUUUCAGUUGUGUUUUAUUAACCGUUGCAGCCAUGGAUGCCAGCUGGAGGAACUGUUUUGAGGAGGAGCUUCUGUGUCCCAUCUGCCUGAAUGUGUUUGAGGAGCCAAUCCAGCUGCCAUGUAAGCACAACUUCUGCAAAAGCUGCAUCUCAGAGGCAUGGGCCAAAGACAACGGUGGAGUGGUACGCUGUCCCGAGUGCAACCACGAGUACGAGCACAAGCCGUUACUGGAGAAGAACUUCAAGCUGGCCAACAUCGUCAAGAGGUUCAACGUGUUGGACUCGGAGAAGUCCCCGACGGCGCUGCACUGCGUCCUGUGCAGACGAGGCCCACCGCUGCCUGUCAGGAAGGUGUGCCUGCGAUGCAAGGAGCCGUGUUGCCAGAUACACGUGCAUACGCACCUGCAGCAGCCGUGCGUGGCGCCGGGGCACCUUCUGGUUGACGCAGAGGAGCUGAGUGCCUGGACGUGUCCCAGCCAUGAUGAGUACAGGCUGCUCCACUGCGAGGAAGAGCAGGUGGCUCUGUGUCCUUUCUGCUGCAUCUCCCAUUGCAGCGCCCAAAGACACACUGUCUGCGACGUCGACACGCAGCACAUGCACAUGCAGGCCACACUAAUGAGGCAACAAGACAGAUUGGAGGGUCGUGUUCAGAACAUCGAUGAGCACAUUACCAGGCUGGAGUCCGACAAGACGCUGAUGAAGGAUGCCGUUUCAGACCUGAAGGAGCGAGUCCGGGACCAGUACCAGAGGAUGCACAGCUUGCUGGAAGCCAAACAGUGCGAAAGUAUUCAGAUGUUAGAGAGAACAUACCGAACAUACAGGAGGAGAAACUCCCAACAAGUUUUGCAGCUCAACGAGAGACGGCAGCAAGCGGAAAAACUCCUGAGCUCAGUGCAAGCCUUCUUUCAAAGAGCCGACAACAUCAACUUUAUGAAGAACACAAAACCUUACCAACUACUAAUUGACAGAUCCAAUUUGCAGCUGAGCAGUUCUGUCCCACUACUCCUCGUGGGCCAAAUUAGCGCUCAUCAUUUCUUCUCGGGCCUAUCAACAGAGGAGAAGAAUCUGCGCAAAAUACUAGAAGAACCCAUCCAAGACGCUUCUAUCCUUGAGGUAGUCCAGACACACUCAAGCUCUCUUGGCGCUCGCUCAGGACUCAAAAAGAGGAAAUAUGGCAUGGCUUUCUUGGAGAGUGCGACAGAAAACUCCACUUCCCAGCACCCCCCGCCUUUUCUCUACACCAACAAAAUGCCUCUCCUGACUGAACCCAGCCAGCGUGACUCAAAUAUGUUCUCCUCUGACGUUCUGGGCCAGAAUGCUCAUUCCAGUCAAGGCCACAGUCACUUCCUGGACACCUCAGACCAUCAUGUGAUGGGCCACCACUCGGGAGCCAUUUUCUCGUCGCACCUACGCGGAGGGGGCGUGUCCCAGCAGGCUGUGUAUGAAGGGAGGAAAGUCCUGAUGUGCUCUCGGCCUGCAACCGCUCGACCACUUUACCCGACGCACGACUCAUUCGCCCCUAUUAAUUCUCAGGAGUAUGGCCCCAUACCUGGCAGCCAGCCCUUGCAGCAUUUACCCAUGAGAGGACUGAUAGAAGCCUCACAGGCAUCCAGGGGCCCUGACUAUUUUGGCUUGUACAGUCAAUCUGCAAGCAAGCAUUAUGGGACCAAGUAACAAUAGGGUAGAAUCAUCAUCAAGAAUGUAAUGCUCUGUGAUUGGCUUGCGACCAGUUCAGGGCAUCCAUCUGCUGCCAUUCUCCCAGUCAGCUGGGAUAGGCUCCAGCUCACCCACGACCCCAAUGAUGAUAAAAAUGGUACCAAAAUGGCUGUACAGUAGGGAGUACUUUUGAUACAGUACAGUUGUAUUGGAUCUAAUUGUCCAAGUGUACCUAAUAAAGGGUCCCAUUAGUCAUGAUUACAUCAAUUUUAAAGCAAGAUUGGCACUUAUGAGACAUUAUUUUGAAAAAUCUCUUUGGGUCCUUUCAACAGCUGUAAUUUCUUUUACUGUCAACUCACCGUGACAUCAUAUUGUGGAUAAUACAGUUGGUUCGCAAAUCAAUGCAGUCAGUUGAGGGUAUGUUGUUUAUUUUAAAAGAAAAUCCACAGUGAACUGACCAGACAUCAGUGCCUAAGAAGACUAAUAAUAUGCUCUUAUUUUGUUGUGUGAUUUCCUGUUAGCUGCUGAAAGCAUGCAAGAAAGCUCUUAUGCACUCCAAAGUCGAUGUGGCUUGGAACAAAACACUGGAAGACGGAUGCUUGUGAGGAUUUUAAUACAUUUGUAAAGGUUACAAGAAACCAGAAUCAGUGGAAAUGCCAAAUAAACUUUUACUGUGGAGGGGAUUUUCUUCCUUA